Lodderomyces margitis is the source of this 1329-nucleotide messenger RNA. RefSeq lists its product as uncharacterized. NCBI's taxonomy places the organism in Eukaryota, Fungi, Ascomycota, Pichiomycetes, Serinales, Debaryomycetaceae. The record is from RefSeq and is a predicted model, not a curated record. The coding region runs from base 1 to 1329 and encodes 442 amino acids. The transcript has a single exon. Gene Ontology annotation, cellular component: nuclear envelope; nuclear membrane. Gene Ontology annotation, biological process: nuclear envelope organization; lipid homeostasis.
AUGUCGUUUAGCAACAAUUUACUUGAACAUGAGAACCUACUUCUGUCAUUGUCACUAGAGGAUAAUUCUGAAAGGAUAUGGAGUGCACCAGCAUUACCAAGGACUUUUGAAGAGAUAGAUGACCCUAUGGACAUAGAUGACGAUCCAAUGGAUAUCGAUGACACUAUCAAUGCAACAUUGGAUGAGGAUGCUUCUACACAACGGCAAAGUGUCAAGGACGAAGAGGAUGAUAGCCAUGAAUACAGGGGAGACGAGGAGCACCACCACCAAAAUUUGCUCGCAUUAUUAUCCCCCACCAUGAUGGGCGCAAGAUUGGCAAUUACUCAUAAACCAAAGCUAUUGAUGCCACCUUCUCCAAAAGCAGAUAAAACCGAAGUACUAGAAUCACAAGCUUACGAAGAGGCUCUACCUUAUAAUGUGCGGAAGCAUUCAAUCGAUUAUGAGUUUGAUAUAAGCUCUUUUCCCACUAUUAAAAACUCCAACAGCGUAGCUUUCAAGCGCAACAUCUCGACUUUUAACGAUAUCACCAACACCAAUCCAUCUGCAUCUUUUUCUGGAAACCAUGUGAACACCAGUUCCAACGAAUUUUCAAACCCAAACCCAAUUCAGCAUCAAGCUCAGAUGAUACAUCACCAUCAUUACUACAUUAAUGGUGGUGGUGAAGACCAGUUGCGACUUGAAAGAAUGAGAAGGCUGUAUAUCGAUCAAUUAGAGAUCAAUAAGCUUCGAGAAGAGGAACUUGACAGGCACUUAGCAAUGCAAAAGCCCGAGCCAACUGAGCUAACUCAAAGAACAGAUUACAUCAAUUUACCCGCUCCUUGGAGACAAGACAUACAUCCAAUUGAAAAAGUGCCAUACAUAAUAUCAUCAUAUUUGCAAUUAUUCAUCAAUGUCAUAAUCUCCUUAUACUUUGUGUACCUCGUUUAUUACAUCAUUACAUCGAUAAAAUCAGAUGUCAACCACAAGAUACAGGCUCAGAAAAGAGCAAUUCAAGCGCAAAUAGACUCUUGUCGUACUUUGUUUUACGAGAGUAAAUGUGACGAUCCCGAGUUCAAUACCUUGCCAAUAUUACGCAAGAAAUGCGAAGCAUUAUCACGGGGCAUGAAUCAAGAUCCCAAUUCAAUUGGAAAUUUGUCAAUGAUUAAUGCACAAAUUAUUGGGCUAAUUUUGAAUUCAUUAGUCGAACCAUUAGGGUUCAAAUUUUUUGUGUUUUUGUUGUGGUGUGGGAUUGUUGUGUUUGGGUGCAAUUUUGUAUUUGGGUUUGUUAGAGCCAGGACUUAUUAUGGAGGUCAAAUGGAUGGCGAAAGAUUAAAUAGAAAGAAUGAAUAG